Oryza sativa Japonica Group (Japanese rice) is the source of this 2653-nucleotide messenger RNA. NCBI's taxonomy places the organism in Eukaryota, Viridiplantae, Streptophyta, Magnoliopsida, Poales, Poaceae. The record is from RefSeq and is a predicted model, not a curated record.
UUGCAAAUGUGCGUCUGACUUGUUCUCACCGUAAAUGGAUAUAUAGUAGGGGACAUCAAUAUUGACUGACACCAAUUGCAGUCAGGUUUUCCUAUUGCACUACAAUCGAUGUUUACACAACACCAACCCUUUAACCACAUGCAUGCAUAUAUUAAUAUCGAACUACCUCAAUUGCAACAAACUCAAGUCAUUGUAGUGAAGAAAGAAUAGAGCUUGUGAAAAUACCUUCACCAUGUCGUCCUUCUCCAAGAGAGUAGCUCAUCAUCUCACAUCACUGCUAACUGUGAUGCACAUCCUCCUGCAAGUUCAGGCCACCCCCACGCUUGCUGACAGAACUACGACCUCCAUCGUAACGACACCGGUUCUCUGCCUUCCGGAACAGGCCUCGGCACUGCUCCAGCUAAAGGGCUCGUUCAACGUGACGGCCGGUGACUACUCCACCGUCUUUCGAUCAUGGGUCGCCGGUGCAGACUGCUGCCACUGGGAGGGCGUCCACUGCGAUGGUGCCGAUGGUCGUGUAACCUCACUCGACUUGGGCGGCCACCACCUGCAAGCUGACAGCGUCCACCCUGCAUUGUUCAGGUUAACCUCACUCAAACACCUUGAUCUCUCUGGUAACAACUUCAGCAUGUCCAAGCUCCCGUUCACUGGGUUCCAGGAGCUCACUGAGCUCAUGCACCUUGACCUCUCCAACACCAAUAUCGCUGGUGAGGUGCCGGCAGGCAUCGGGAGCAUUAUGAACCUCGUGUAUCUUGACCUCUCCACCAAAUUCUAUGCUCUCGUUUACGAUGACGAAAACAACAUCAUGAAGUUCACCUUGGAUUCAUUUUGGCAGCUCAAAGCGCCAAACAUGGAGACCUUUCUCACAAACCUCACCAACCUAGAGCAGCUCCAUAUGGGAAUGAUGGACAUGUCCAGGGAAGGUGAACGGUGGUGUGACCACAUAGCCAAGUCCACACCUAAGCUUCAGGUUUUAAGUUUGCCUUGGUGCUCACUGUCAGGUCCCAUCUGCGCAUCGUUGUCGGCCAUGCAAUCACUGAAUACUAUUGAGCUUCACCGCAAUCACUUGUCAGGUUCAAUACCAGAGUUCUUCGCUAGCUUCUCCAACCUCUCUGUUCUUCAGCUAUCCAAAAACGACUUUCAAGGAUGGUUUCCUCCCAUCAUCUUCCAGCACAAGAAGUUGAGAAUGAUUGAUCUUUCUAAGAAUCCUGGCAUAUCUGGUAAUCUGCCGAAUUUCUCACAGGAAAGUAGCUUGGAGAAUCUGUUUGUCAGUAGCACAAACUUCACAGGUACGAUUACAAGAUCCAUCAGCAAUCUCAAAUCUUUGAAGAAGUUAGACCUUGGUGCAAGUGGCUUCUCUGGAACGCUUCCUUCUUCGUUAGGUAGCCUCAAAUAUUUGGAUUUGCUAGAAGUGUCUGGAUUACAGCUAGUAGGAUCCAUACCUUCAUGGAUCUCAAACCUAACUUCUCUUACAGCUCUCCAGUUCUCUAACUGUGGAUUGUCUGGACAAGUACCUUCUUCAAUAGGAAACUUAAGGAAAUUGACUAAAUUAGCAUUGUACAACUGCAACUUUUCAGGGAAGGUGCCUCCACAGAUCUUUAAUUUGACUCAGUUGCAAUCUCUGCAGCUCCAUUCGAACAAUUUGGCCGGCACGGUAGAACUCACAUCAUUCACAAAACUGAAAAACCUAUCUGUCCUGAAUCUCUCAAACAAUAAACUACUUGUGCUACAUGGAGAAAAUAGUUCAUCGUUUGUGCCCUUCCCAAAAAUAAAACUCUUAAGGUUAGCAUCUUGCAGUAUAUCAACCUUUCCCAACAUCUUGAAGCAUCUCCAUGAGAUCACCACUCUUGACCUUUCACAUAACCAAAUCCAGGGAGCUAUACCUCAGUGGGCAUGGGAGACAUGGAGAGGCUUGUACUUUCUCCUCCUGAACAUGUCACACAAUAACUUAACUAGUCUUGGAUCAGAUCCUUUGCUUCCUCUUCGAAUAGAGUACUUUGAUCUCAGUUUCAACAGCAUUGAAGGGCCCCUACCUGUACCACAAGAAGGAAGCACCAUGAACUUGGAGAUCCUUGACAUUGGAGGCAAUCAUUUUAGUGAUUCCUUCCCAUGUUGGAUGAGUCAACUUCCUAAACUUCAAGUCCUUGUCCUCAAAUCUAACAAGUUCACUGGACAACUAAUGGAUCCUUCAUAUAUGGUUGGUGGAAACACCUGUGAAUUUACAGAACUGAGAAUUGCUGAUAUGGCUUCAAACGACUUCAAUGGAACACUGCCAGAGGCAUGGUUUAAGAUGCUCAAGUCCAUGAUGACCAGAUCUGAUAAUGAGACAUUAGUCAUGGAAAAUCAGUAUUACCAUGGACAAACAUACCAGUUUACUGCUACAGUUACAUACAAAGGGAAUUACAUGACAAUUUCCAAGAUCUUGAGGACCCUAGUGCUGAUUGAUUUCUCGAAUAAUGCAUUCCAUGGCGCCAUCCCUGAGACUAUCGGGGAGCUUAUUCUUCUUCAUGGGCUCAACAUGUCUCACAAUGCCCUUACAGGAUCAAUUCCAACUCAGUUUGGCAGAUUGAAUCAACUUGAGUCACUGGACCUCUCCUCGAAUGAGUUCUCUGGGGAGAUCCCCGAGGAGUUUGUGUGGACCACCGUUAUCUAG